Olea europaea var. sylvestris is the source of this 1148-nucleotide messenger RNA. Its product is annotated as serine/threonine-protein kinase EDR1-like. Bases 275 to 1120 code for a protein of 281 amino acids. NCBI's taxonomy places the organism in Eukaryota, Viridiplantae, Streptophyta, Magnoliopsida, Lamiales, Oleaceae. The transcript has 2 exons. The record is from RefSeq and is a predicted model, not a curated record.
UUGAUUAUAUUGGAACCAACUGCCCAAUUUCCAUCCAUUAUACGCGUAGCGUAUAUACAUGGAAAUAUAGAAGCAGCCAUGUUGGUGGGGAGCAGUUACUUGACGACGAUACCGUAUCCUCAAUCCUAUAUUAAUAUACUGCAGACUUUGGGGUUCAUACUCUCCCUAUUCUCCAUCAACGGGUAGUCAAGAAACCCUAGUCAAUCAAUCAGAAGAAGUCAUUUUUCGAUAAUUAUUUUAUUUGAAGUCGAUUUUCGGUCGAUGAGAGUUAGAAAUGUCGAAGAUGAAACAUUUGCUACGGAAGUUUCACAUUCGCGAUCAUCACGGGCCGCCAGCACUCGAUUCAUCCUUUCAGACGACGUCGUUUCAACCAUCACCUGCGUCGAAUUCGUCAUCAUCACCAACUGAUUUGCCUCAGACGACGUCGGAUUUGGAAAACGAAAAUUUUAAUAGCUUUAAUUUCUUUGAGGAGGAGUUCCAGGUGGAGUUGGCCUUGGCUAUCAGCGUUUCGGAUCAGGGUCGAAAUGAUAGUAACCAGGAAACCGCACAAAUUAACGCCGCCAAUCAAAUUAGCCUCGGGUGCUCGCCCUCGCAAAGCCUCUCAGAAUUUUUGUCUCUCCGCUAUUGGAGCUGUAGUGUUGUAAAUUAUGAUGAGACAGUAAUCGAUGGGUUCUAUGAUGUUUCUGGAAAUAAUUCAAGUUUGGUGGUCCAAGAACAAAUGCCAUCACUGCUUGAUCUUGAAGUAAAGUCUAUUUCGGAUAAUGUUGGUUAUGAGGUUGUUUUGGUCAACCGUGUAGUUGAUAUGGAACUAAAGCAGCUUGAGGAUAAAGUUCACUUCAUGGCUAUGGAAUGCCAGGAUUCUGUUGCUGGCCCAAAAAUAAGUUUUCUUGUUCAAAAGAUUGCAAACCUUGUUGUUGACAGAAUGGGGGGUCCUGUUAGUGAUGCAGAAGAUAUGUCUGGGAGGUGGAAAGCAAGAAGUUAUGAGUUGCAGAUUGUUCUGAAUACCAUCAUCCUUCCACUUGGCUGUCUUGAUGUUGGACAUUCGCGUCAUAGGGCCUUGCUCUUUAAGGUUGUAAGAGCUUCCCUUUCUCCUUGUACUCGUACCAUUUUCUGGUCAUGACUAAAACGUAUUCUCUUUACUUGUUCAA